This is a messenger RNA of Ipomoea triloba (trilobed morning glory), 596 nucleotides long. Its product is annotated as protein RADIALIS-like 6. NCBI's taxonomy places the organism in Eukaryota, Viridiplantae, Streptophyta, Magnoliopsida, Solanales, Convolvulaceae. The transcript is spliced from 2 exons. The record is from RefSeq and is a predicted model, not a curated record. The coding region runs from base 142 to 411 and encodes 89 amino acids. Gene Ontology annotation, molecular function: DNA-binding transcription factor activity.
AGGAGCUAGCAUGGACUCUCUUUCCCAUAACACACUCACAGACUUAAGUAUCUUUUCACUUUACUGAGGCAGCUCUCGACUUUCUUCCCCUUCGCUAAACUCAACCUCAAUCCUACUUAUACACUCAGCCACCGAUCAUUAAUGGCCUCCUGGACAGCAAAGCAAAACAAGAAAUUUGAAGAAGCUUUGGCUAUAUAUGAUAAGGAGACUCCCGAUCGCUGGCAUAAAAUUGCCAGGUAUGUUGGGAAAUCCAUAGAGGAAGUAAGGAGGCAGUACGAAAUCCUCGAGAAGGAUAUAAUGCAAAUAGAAAACGACGAAGUACCUUUGCCAAAUUAUAGAGCCACUGAAAGCAGUAGCAGAGGAUUUGCUAGCAAUGAGCAAAGGCUUCUAAGGAAUUUGAAGCUCCGGUAAGAACAAUGCUGAAGCUCCAUCAAGGGUGGAUCUCAACAGAAAAAUUAUGACUCCUUCAAAGUUCUCUAUACCUACAACCCAACUUUCAUAUGUAUUCCUAAUGUUGUACUGUUCAGAUGUUUCUGUUUUCUUUCUUUGUUACCUUGCAAAAAUGUAUAAUACACUGUGUGUCUGUUAUCUCAAAA